AUGGAGAAUUUUGUAGAGCAUUUAAGCGCUUCCAUUUGGGCUAUGAUAAUGAGAGGUAUUCCUAACAAACAGCAAACAAUUGCACAAUCCAAUCCGUCUUUUCAUGCAGAAAUACGUUUGAAUCCAACGAUUGCGAGAAAGGAUGCUGAAAAGUUGUUACCUGAAAUUCACAAAGCGAUUUUAUCCAUUAAAAAUAUUCGUAAUGGUCAUCCGAUAGCACUACCAUCUGAUAAGGAAUUUAGUAAAAUAAUUGAUGAUGUAUUUAUUGUUUGCUCGGAUACUCCCGAAGGAGAAUUCUUGACAAUAUCUGAUACUUCGCUAACAGUUGCAAAUUUACAUCUAUAUAAAUUAUUGAAUCGUGAUGCGCAGACACUAGAAGCUCAGUCAGGUGAAUAUGGUUCCGAAUCUAAUACUGCCGGAUCAUUGCUGUGGGAAUUGCCUUGUCGUGAAUUUGAUGGAAUUUGGGAAAAUUUGAUUUUCGAUGAUUCCAUUAAAGAUGAACUAUUUUCUUACAUUUACGCACUGGUCAGGCUUUCGGAGAAAAAUACAAAUACUACAGUAUUAAGAGUAAACCGAAUGAUUUUGUUGCACGGUCCACCAGGAACAGGCAAAACAUCCCUUUGCAGAGCACUGGCCCAAAAGUUGGCUAUACGAUUUAGCCAAAAAUACAAAAGGAUAUAUUUUGUGGAAAUUAACAGCCAUGGUCUUUUCUCAAAAUUUUUUUCUGAGAGUGGAAAAUUGAUCCAAAGUAUGUUUAAACAAAUUGAAGAACUCGCAGAAGAUCCAAAAGCAUUUGUUUUUGUACUUAUUGAUGAAGUGGAAAGCUUAACGAUAGCUCGAAGCGCUUUGUUGAAUCGAAACGAACCAACGGAUGCAAUUCGUGCUGUAAAUGCUGUUCUUACUCAAAGCUUGGAUGAAGCUUUUACGGAUAGAACAGAUUUAAGUCGUUUCGUUGGUUAUCCUUCAGCAAAUGCAAUUUACGCCAUAUUUCGUUCAUGCAUUCAAGAAAUGCAGAGGAUUGGAAUUGUGGAGCCUGGUCCGUGGUUUUCUGAACAAUAUGCAAAUGGUCCACAUUGUGAGAAGCUUAUGCAGUUGUCGCGAAGUGCUUCUGGCUUGAGUGGACGUUGUUUACGGCAACUGCCUGUUAUCGGAUACUCAAAAUUACCAGUGGAUCAGUUAUCCAUUGAACAAUGUCUUGGUGUAUUAGAAAAAGCCCUAAAAGAGAAACUUUCUGAAAAUGUGAGGUGUUUGUCCGAUUUAAACGCACGGCGAAAAUUUACAACUGCUUCAAUUGGUUAA
This is a messenger RNA of Brugia malayi, 1299 nucleotides long. RefSeq names its product ATPase, AAA family protein (gene Bma-pch-2). Gene Ontology annotation, molecular function: ATP hydrolysis activity; ATP binding. Lineage: Eukaryota; Metazoa; Nematoda; Chromadorea; Rhabditida; Onchocercidae. The record is from RefSeq and is a predicted model, not a curated record. The transcript is spliced from 11 exons. Gene Ontology annotation, biological process: reciprocal meiotic recombination; meiotic recombination checkpoint signaling. Gene Ontology annotation, cellular component: nucleus; chromosome. Bases 1 to 1299 code for a protein of 432 amino acids.